This is a messenger RNA of Gallus gallus (chicken), 3698 nucleotides long. RefSeq names its product SSX family member 2 interacting protein (gene SSX2IP). Lineage: Eukaryota; Metazoa; Chordata; Aves; Galliformes; Phasianidae. Bases 1222 to 2904 code for a protein of 560 amino acids. The transcript has 15 exons. The record is from RefSeq and is a predicted model, not a curated record.
UCUCUAGCUGCUCUAGCAGAAAAGUCAUAGCUUAUUAAUUUCUUGUAUGGAAGCAUCGGCUGACCUUCUUCCACCAUCUUCAGAUGUUUUCUGCAUUUUGUGUAGGGAAGGUCAUAACGAUGUGUGCUAUUUCAACUGGGGAAGCUCAGUGUUUGUAUGGAGCCAUUAUGAUGUUCAUUUUUUUUCUGUCCUGGGCUCCAAUGUUUUGUUAACUGCCUGUGAGCUGUUACUUCCAGAGGAGUAAUCACAGUGACUCUGUGAUCUCUUCUUGCAUGAUAAUGCUUAACAUAGAGCCUGUUGGUUUAAGUACAUAGCUGAGUUGGUGUUGUGUUUUUUUUUUCUUUUUCCCUAAUAAUAAUAAUAGUUCACAAAUGUGGGUUUUUACUACCAUUUGUGUCGUACAAAUACAACCUUUCGGGGUUCUUAUCAUUCAAUCUUAGUGUUUAUUUUCUGAAUAACUCUGUACCAUGAGUAAACUUUCUCACUGACCUACCCAGCACCUUUGAAAGCUCUCCCAAGAACAGAAAUGCCACAAACAGAUCCUGUUUGUGACUCUAAUUUUUGUCUCUUUGGGGCUUUCGUAUGACACUUAUACAAUACUUAAAGAAGAAGGAAGGGGAAAAUAUUUAACUUUUUCCUACCAUUUCUCCUUCUUCUCCAAUAAUCAGUCAUUAGUAAAUCGCCUGGCGUGGUAGCUUAGGAGAUUUUGGUAGGAAACAUUGUGAAAAGUUUUUUGGAAAUCCAGUCAUGCUUUCUUGCCCAGGCAUGUUGGCUCAUUCCUUCUUUCAGUGCACUGUAGCAGACUUGUUAAUGUUUCUUCUACUUUAAGUUAGGGUGACAUUUCACCGGUCAUAUUUACUGGCAGCUAACAUCUGUUCUGUGACUCUUGUAGUCUACAGGGCAACCCUUCCUUGAAUCUUCUGGCAUUCAUUAGAGAAAGUAAUUACGUUGACGACCUUCCACUCAUUUUACCUGCCACCUAUUUUACCUUACAGGUUACGCCCACUGAACCUUGUGAAUUGCAUCGUUUCUGCGAGCUGGAAUGCUAGAUCUGGCUCUGCCCUGUAAAUAUUGUCAGCUUUAGGAACUGGUUUGUCUAUCUGAUGGAUCCAACAGAAGCCAAAUAAGCAUGAGAUGCCUACGUAACGCAGAUUGCCAGGAAUUGUACUAAAUACUUCACUGCUGAACGGGUUGCUCAGGUACCCUGCCUGUUUUGUUGCUAUGGGAGAUUGGAAGACUGUGGCUGUGCCAGUGCUGUCAUCAGAUAGCAAAAAUAUAUUUCAGUAUACCUCAGAGAAAAAGAUAUCUCCCCCAAACAUGAACGCUCAAGUGCUACGCUUGCCACUGCCUUCAUCCAAAAGCAUGCACAGCUUUUUCAGUGCCUUCUGCACAGAAGAGAAUAUUGAACAGAGUAUAUCCUAUCUCAAUAGGGAAUUGACAACAUUGGGCUUUCCUUCUAUUUAUGCGGAGUCCAAAGGAAAGGAAUUAAACUUAAUAUCUAUCAUAAAUUGCAUGAAUGAAUUGCUUGUACUGCAACACAAGAACCUUCGAGCUCAGGAAGAAGUAGAAAUGCAGCAUCUGAAACUGGGUAGCGAUAUGGAUCACUUACAGAACUGCUAUGCUAAAUUAAAGGAACAGCUGGAGUUAUCUAAAAGGGAAAUAGUUGGCCUUCAGGAAAGAGACAGACAACUGCAAAGCAAGAACAGGAAUUUGCACCAGUUACUUAAAAAUGAAAAGGAUGAAGUUCAGAAGUUACAGAACAUAAUUUCAAGUAGAGCAACACAGUACAAUCAUGAUAUGAAGAGGAAAGAGAGAGAAUACAACAAAUUAAAGGAACGCUUACAUCAAUUAGUCAUGAACAAAAAGGACAAAAAGAUAGCUAUGGAAGUUCUAAAUUAUGUUGGUAGAGCUGAUGGGAAGAGAGGUGCGUGGAGGACUGAUAAGACGGAAGCCAGAAAUGAGGAACAAAUGUACAAAGUUCUGCUAAAUGACUAUGAGCAACGCCAAAAACAACUUUUAUUGGAAAAUGCUGAACUGAAGAAAGUUCUUCAGCAAAUGAAGAAAGAGAUUAUUUCACUUCUUCCACCACAGAAACAAAAACCUAAAGAAAGGUGUGAAGAUGGGCCAGUACUUUCAGACUUAGAGGAGGACAUUGGAGAGUUCAAUAAAGAGAAUAUGUGGGAACUGUCAUGUGAAACUGUGCGAGAGCAGCUUACCAACAGCAUUAGAAAACAAUGGAGAAUGUUGAAAAAUCAUGUUGAAAAGCUGGAUAACCAAGUGUCACGUGUGCAUUCAGGAGCUUUGAAUGACAAAGAUGUAAUUUCAAGGGAAGACCAUGAGCUGGAAACUGAAAAACUAGAGUUAGAAAUUCAGCAAUGUAAAGAAAUGAUCAAAACUCAGCAGCAACUUUUACAGCAACAGCUUAUGUCUCCAUGUGAUGAUGACACCACUCUGUUGCUACAGGACUGUUAUUUGCUGGAAGAAAGAGAGCGUCUUCAGGAAGAAUGGAGGCUAUUUCAAGAACAAAAAAAGAAUUUUGAGAAGGAACGAAGAAGUUUUACAGAAGCUGCUAUUAGAUUAGGACUAGAGAGAAAAGCAUUUGAAGAAGAUAGAGGAGCAUGGUUGAAGCAACAGUUUUUAAGUAUGUCUACUGAUUACAAGCACUCUGAAAAUGUGACAACUCCAAGUGCCUUCAUAGGAACUUCUGACCAAGACAAUCGGUUAGUGAACUCAAUGUCUCAGCAAAGAAAACCUCACUGUAAGCUGAGUGGUCCUGUUUCUGCUGAGUCCUGCCAGACUUCUCAGUAUAUUUCACAAAACAGUUCCAAUGCUGCAUUAAAGAAACCUGCUGGAGACAGCAUGCCAAAUCAGUGGGAGGAAAGUGACAAGGAAGAGACUGAGUAAUGCACAAUCACAGGAAGACUGAAGAUGGCACUCUGCUAUGUAGAAACUUGCACAUAGAACAACUGCCUUAGACUUCCUAGGGUUGCCUGCUGUUUUGUUAGAGAUAUUCAUAAACUUACUGUUCUAAAGUGUAACAGGAUGCUGUGAGUUUGAUCAUUCUUCUGAAGGGUUAUGUGGUAAGCUGAGCUGUGAUGUGUAUGUAUGUGUGCACAUGGCUUUUUUUUUUUUAGACCAUUUCUUGCAACUCUUGAAAGAUGCUUAUUUAAAAGUAUAUUAAAGCUUUGAUAUUUUUCUAGUAACAGAAGCUGUGAUUCUGUGAAUGAAGCUAUGGUCUGAAACUUUGGCUGUAAUGAAAUAUUGGAUCCUAAUGUUUCUUUUCAUCACAGACAGAGAUAGCACUUUUAGGAAUGGUUUAAUUAUUGGAAACACUCAUCUUGAGAAACAUCUCAAGCGUAACUGACGUUAAAACUUCUUUUGCCUCAACUUGAAUGUACAGUAUACUGUAGAUUUUUAAACAAGUUCUAUAUUUAUUAAUUUACGUGACUUGAAAAUACCUCUUUGAUAUUUCAGAUGACCUAAGGCGCGAAAUCUUUAUAUAUUUGUGAAUAGACAAAAUGAUUAUGCUGAGAAACCACGAAAUGAAACGCAUACAUCCAUAGUAUUAUUUUACAUGGUAUUUUAAAUUGUUUUAUAGUGAUACUCUGUUUACAGACGCAUUAGGACUUUCAGUGGUUCAGUCAGGAAUAAAAUUAUUUCAAAUGUAAAAAAUAAAUGUGUAAGCCUGUUUUAAGAAA